AUGGAGAAUGCAAAGAAACCUAGUGCCCAGAAAACAUCAUCUCAUCCACCCUACUUUCAGAUGAUCAAAGAGGCUUUAACUGCUUUGGACGAGAAGGGUGGUUCGAGUCCUUACGCGAUCGCCAAGUACAUGGAAGAAAAACAUAAAUCGGUACUUCCAGAGAAUUUCCGUAAAACUUUAGGGCAACAGUUAAAGAACAAUGAGGCGAAGGGAAAGCUUAUGAAAGUUAAGGCUUCGUAUAAACUUUCAUCGAAAGAUGUGGGGAAGAAGGGUAAGGAUAAGAAAGAAACGAGUACGAAAUCUGCAAGGGCGAACGCUGAGAAGAAACCGGGACAGGUUGGUGGUGAUCGGAAGGUUAAAGAGAAGAAGAGGAAGGAGGAGACGGAGAAGAAGACGAAGGGAAGCGCUGGAAGUGGAAGGAAGACAGUGAAGGCGAAGAAAUCUGCGGCGGGUGUGAAGGCGAAACAGCCAAAGUCUAUCAAAUCUCAACCUGUUGGUGAUAAGAAGAGAGGAAAGAUGGUUUAG
This is a messenger RNA of Impatiens glandulifera, 525 nucleotides long. Its product is annotated as histone H1-like. Gene Ontology annotation, molecular function: nucleosomal DNA binding; double-stranded DNA binding; structural constituent of chromatin. Bases 1 to 525 code for a protein of 174 amino acids. The record is from RefSeq and is a predicted model, not a curated record. Gene Ontology annotation, biological process: negative regulation of DNA recombination; chromosome condensation; nucleosome assembly. Gene Ontology annotation, cellular component: nucleus; nucleosome. The transcript is spliced from 2 exons. Lineage: Eukaryota; Viridiplantae; Streptophyta; Magnoliopsida; Ericales; Balsaminaceae.